AUGCCUCCACAGCCGAAGCCAAUCAACUAUGAACAGAUAGCGGCAGCUCUGGUGAAUGCUGUCAAAAUUGAAUCUGUUUCCGAGCUGUCCUUGCCAGACAUUACCGCAGUAACUGAUGGGAUAACAUUGCUAAGCACGUCAGAAAGUCAGGAGAGUAGUCUGUCUAUUCAAAAGGACUAUCCGAGGUGGCCUGCUGGGACGGUAAUUCUUCGACAAGCGGACGAUUUCUUACAUUAUGAUCGGUGCAUUCAUCGGAGUCGGACUCAUCUAGAUGCGCGUCAUGAACCGACGAUAUUGAGCUGUCCUCGCCAACGGAAGCAGCGUCCGAACCGUCGUCAGAUUCAUUAUCACAGUCUGCUUGCCGCAAAGCCGAACAAGAAUUUGUUACUUGGGGCGAUGAAGGAAGAUACACAUUCUGCGGAGAAAGACAAUGAAAAGAGUAAUACUGAGAUACAGACGGGCUAUAAAGUAACCUUGUGGCUCGAUCUUCUAUCGGCCACCGCACUGUCUGUGAAGAACGAGCAAGAGAUCAUGGAUAUUCUAACGAACUGA
Molecule: messenger RNA, 552 nt
Organism: Opisthorchis viverrini
Lineage: Eukaryota; Metazoa; Platyhelminthes; Trematoda; Opisthorchiida; Opisthorchiidae
Exons: 4
Coding region: 1-552 (183 amino acids)
Source: RefSeq, a predicted model, not a curated record